AUGGGAGUUAAAGGCCUCAAUCAGCUAAUCAAGGAACAUUCACCACAUGCAUACAAGGAAUUUCAAUUGAAAAACUUGUUUGGUCGUAAAGUAGCCAUUGAUGCAUCAAUGUGUCUUUAUCAGUUCCUUAUUGCGGUUCGACAAUCUGAUGGUCAACAAUUAACCAACGAAGAUGGUGAAACAACAUCUCACUUGUCAGGGUUUUUUUAUCGUACUAUACGAAUGGUGGAAAACAAUAUCAAACCAGUUUAUGUCUUUGACGGGAAACCGCCAGUUUUGAAAGGUGGUGAGUUGGAAAAACGAUUAUUACGUAGAGAAGAGGCUCAAAAGCAAAUGGAUCAAAUCAAGGACGAAGGAUCAGUGGCUGAAGUAAUGAAGUACGAGAAACGAUUAGUUAGAGUAGGCAGAGAUCAAAACGACGAAGCCAAGAAGUUGUUAGAGUUGAUGGGUAUACCAUAUGUUAAUGCUCCCUGUGAAGCUGAAGCUCAAUGUGCAGAAUUGGCUCGCGGUGGUAAAGUAUAUGCUGCAGCUUCAGAAGAUAUGGAUACUCUAUGUUACGAGCCACCGUACUUGUUGCGUCACUUAACGUUUGCUGAAGCUAGAAAAAUGCCCAUUGAUCAAAUCACCUAUAGUGAAGCCAUGGAAGGAUUGGGGAUGCCAAAGGAUCAAUUUAUUGACUUGUGUAUAUUGUUGGGAUGUGAUUAUUGUGAAACUAUAAAAGGAGUGGGACCAGUAACAGCUUACAAAUUAAUCAAAGAACAUGGUUCGUUGGAUAAUCUUGUUGAAUACUUGCAGAACAACCCUGACAAGACCAAAUUCAAAGUCCCUGAAAACUGGCCUUACAAAGAAGCGAGAGAAUUGUUUUUGCAUCCCGAAGUAAUGGAAGCUAGCAAAGUUGAAUUGAAAUGGAAAGAACCGGAUGUUGAUGGGUUAAUUGAAUACAUGGUUAAACAAAAGGGUUUUAGUGAAGAUCGAAUUAGAAGUGGAGCUGAGAAAUUGAAAAAGGGAUUAAAAGGUGGUGUACAAGGAAGAUUGGAUGGGUUCUUUUCAGUUGUUUCAAAACCAAAGGAAACCAACGGCAAAGAUGAUAAGAAGAGGAAAACUGGUAGUGAUAAGAAGGGACCAACUAGUAAAAAGACCAAAAGAAAGUAA
Lodderomyces parapsilosis is the source of this 1152-nucleotide messenger RNA. Its product is annotated as multifunctional nuclease. The transcript has a single exon. Gene Ontology annotation, molecular function: 5'-3' exonuclease activity; 5'-flap endonuclease activity; DNA binding. Gene Ontology annotation, cellular component: nucleus; cytoplasm. The record is from RefSeq and is a predicted model, not a curated record. The coding region runs from base 1 to 1152 and encodes 383 amino acids. Lineage: Eukaryota; Fungi; Ascomycota; Pichiomycetes; Serinales; Debaryomycetaceae.